AUGUCCUCGGAUUCGUCAGAGGAGGAUAGAAGGAGGCAUAAGAAGAGGAAAGAUAAGCAUCGGAAAAGAAGUCGGAGCAGGGACAGGGAGAAGAAGGAGAGAAAGAAGGAGAAGAAAGACAAGAAGAAGAAGAAGCAUGGUUUGGCGAGCGGCGGAGAGUGGGGAAAGCAUGGAAUCAUCAGUGAAACCGAUUUGUACAACAAGGACCAAGAGUUCCGGGCAUGGCUCGUGGAGGAACGCAUGCUCAACCCCGAGACUAUGACGAAAGACCAAACCAAAAAGGAAUUCGCUCGUUUUGUCGAGGACUUCAACACUGCGACCCUCCCUCACGAAAAGUUCUAUCAUAUGGAGGCAUACGAGAAACGCAUGAACGCUCUUCGUUCUGGCGAAUAUGUACCGCCGGCGGAGGAUGGCUAUGAUCCGACAGCCGAUAUGCGCGACAUCCAGAGCAAACACAAGCGGACUGUUGUCGAACAUGACAGUUAUCUCAACAAGGACCAACUCCAGGCGCUCAGGAAGGUACAACAAGAACGUAUCGAGGCUGGAAAGAUGAAGCUCUUAGGUAUGGAGGUAAAGCAGAAUAUGGGCGUUCGUAUGGACGGAACGAAGUUCGAUAACGGUCCUUGA
Stereum hirsutum FP-91666 SS1 is the source of this 627-nucleotide messenger RNA. RefSeq lists its product as uncharacterized. The coding region runs from base 1 to 627 and encodes 208 amino acids. The transcript is spliced from 5 exons. The record is from RefSeq and is a predicted model, not a curated record. Lineage: Eukaryota; Fungi; Basidiomycota; Agaricomycetes; Russulales; Stereaceae.